This is a messenger RNA of Fusarium venenatum, 1206 nucleotides long. RefSeq lists its product as uncharacterized. Gene Ontology annotation, cellular component: nucleus. Lineage: Eukaryota; Fungi; Ascomycota; Sordariomycetes; Hypocreales; Nectriaceae. Gene Ontology annotation, biological process: regulation of transcription by RNA polymerase II. Gene Ontology annotation, molecular function: RNA polymerase II transcription regulatory region sequence-specific DNA binding; DNA-binding transcription factor activity, RNA polymerase II-specific. The record is from RefSeq and is a predicted model, not a curated record.
AUGCUCUUCCGACAUGUGGUCCAGAUUGGCGUAGGCAUCUUGAAUGACGAUAGAGAGCGACCGAACGUCUUGAGUGAUGCUUUUAGACAGGAAUACAGACCGCGCGUCAUGCCUACAACUUCUAUCGACCAGGAUCCUGAAUCGGCUAUGGCGCCCGAAGACGCCUCCAAGCCCCCCUUUUUUUGUGCACUUUGCAACAGGACCUUCAACUCUCGAAAUGCAAUUGAAGAUCAUAACAUAGACAAGCACAAAGCGUCAUCAGCUCCACCCAGAGUUCCUGUCUUCGUUCAAGCUUCUGCUAUGACCGCAUUUACUUGUAGCAUCUGUGACAAGGUGUUCGAGACCAAAGAUGCAGCCAUACGUCACAACAUGAAUGCGCAUGCACCACAAAACCUGCUUGAAGCUGUUGCUAUUGACAACUUGACUUGUUAUCCUUGCGAUAGGAUUUUCGGCACUCAGAAGGCACUUUGGGCACAUGAAAACGAUAGCCAUUACCCCCAAACUUGCCAUUGCAAUGCGAGGUUCCCUGGCUGGAAGUCUUUCAGAGAACAUAAGAAAGUAUGCCUCCCGAAUCAGACAGUCACUCUCAAAGAGAUCAAGCAAGAGUCAGUCUACAAUUCCAAUGUCGAAUUGUAUUCCGAGCCGUUAAGUGAAAGACUAGAUGGGUCAGAUUCUGACUUGGGCGACGACUCAGAGGACGAUUCAGAGGGUGAGUCGGAGGGCGACUCAGAAAGUGAUUUGGAGGAUGACUCCGAGUGUGAGUCAGCGGACGAGUCAGAGGUUAACAUGAAGCAACACUUGAAGGUUGACGCCUUGGAGUCUGACGAAGACGAUCAAGGUCCAAAAUGGCCUGAAUACGGUCAAGCAGGCCGCAUCCCAUGCCUUUUCAGUCACGUCAGCUGCGCUCAAGUCUUCUCUACAGCUUCGAUGAUGUUACAGCAUGUUGAACUUCACUAUUGCCCGGCCGAUAUGCUAUGGUCAGAUUUCGACAUUUUCGACUACAAUGCAUGGAGUCGAAAGGUCUAUGAUGAUAUCAAAGUGAACUAUAAGUGCCCGAACUGUAAGAACAAAGGUGGAGGCAGAUUCGAUUACCUGUUUCAGCUUGUUGAUCAUGCUGAGAGCAAUCAGUGCAACUUGAGAGUUUGCACCGGUCCUAUCAAAGAAAUUCGUUCCAAGCUUCUGGAAUUUGCGGAUGAGUGGGAGUGA